AUGGAAGGAACAGUAGCGACGCCGGUUGGCAGUCCGGAUGUGGUGAUCAGCCGCCCUGGGGUUAGCAGCAGCUCUCAGACCACGUAUAGUGGUAGUGACCAUUUAUUGGAAUUGUCAAAUAUGGUCCAGCGUAAUGCUUUUAUCUAUGAGGAUACACUUUCGAGUAAAGACCCAGUGGUCAGGGAUCGUCUUCGCCAAACUAUGCAUCGAGAAGCUUGCCGCCUAAAGAGCUUUGAAAAUUUCCCAGGUGCUGCGUGUACAAAAUUGCUGGCUGCUAAUGGAUUUUUCUAUACUCAAACUACCGAUAACGUUCAAUGUUAUUUCUGUGAGGUAAUUGUUGGCUCUUGGGAAGAAAAUGACGAUGUCACGGAACAUCAUUUCAAGUAUUCGCCAACGUGUCCCUUGCUCAACAACAAAGAUCACGGCAAAAAUGUUCCAUUGUCCGCUGUAAUUACUGCAGUUAUUCAGGAUACCGUCAGCAACUAUAUUAAUGAACAACGCAAAAAUAAUAUUCCCAUCACAAGUAGCCUUGAUCCAAAAAUUGAAUAUCGGAUGCACGCCUAUCUAGAGGAUUCCAUCAACAUCAAGCUACCACCCCAAGUCAAUCCAAUUGUUCGAGAUCCGGCAGCACACGGGCCUUUUGUAAGUGAUGAAAACAGACGUAAACAACAAGAGCUCGAAGACCAAAUUACAUGCAAAAUAUGCGCCGUAAGUCCGUCGACGCAAGCAUUUUUGCCAUGUGGUCAUUUGUGUUGCUGUUAUACAUGUGCGAAAAGCUAUCUAGAAUCUAACUUUAGAUGUCCAGUGUGCCGUACGCCAAUCUCCCAAAGCGUCAAAAUCUUCUUUUAA
Messenger RNA from Bombus terrestris (buff-tailed bumblebee), 849 nucleotides. Its product is annotated as baculoviral IAP repeat-containing protein 2-like. Lineage: Eukaryota; Metazoa; Arthropoda; Insecta; Hymenoptera; Apidae. Bases 1 to 849 code for a protein of 282 amino acids. The record is from RefSeq and is a predicted model, not a curated record. Gene Ontology annotation, cellular component: cytoplasm; nucleus. The transcript has a single exon.